Dicrocoelium dendriticum is the source of this 348-nucleotide messenger RNA. NCBI's taxonomy places the organism in Eukaryota, Metazoa, Platyhelminthes, Trematoda, Plagiorchiida, Dicrocoeliidae. The record is from the annotation of a GenBank genome assembly.
CACCGGGAAUUCAAAGUAAACCAGCGCAUCAAAGAAAUGGAGUUGAUGAGCAGGCUAGCUGAGGCUAAUCUCCGUUUGUCUCAUGCCGAGAUAUCCUACCAGCAGGACACAGCUUGGAUAGAAUUGAACAAAGCACAUGAAGCCGCCUCCGAUCUGUUGACUCCUACGCACUCACCACCCGAUGUGCCCCAUCCAGGUUAUCCAUCGUCGGACGGACGCUAUCCUGACCGACCAGCCACUGACGAGGUCGUGAAGGUUCGCCCAUCGUUGGAGCAUUCUAUUACCAGGAUGGAAGUCAGCAGGCGUCCGAAAGAUCAGGUUAGUGCACCAGAAAUUCUUAGUGAUUGA